UCCCCUCGCGGAGACUUUUCCGUUUGGGGCGAUUCGCGCGUCCCCUGGUUGGGACGGGCUCGGGUCUUGCUUCGCUUUAUUUGAGGGUCUUCUGGGCUUUCAGCUUCCCUAUCCUCUUUUCUCCACUUGGCACACGCGCUGCCGCUGCGUCUCGGUACAGCAUUGGGCGAGUUAAUUCGUCUCCCCGGUGCGCUUCUGUAAAAAGGCGAUGUUAGUUUCGUGAACGGGCGGGCCCUGGUGGCAAUGUUAAACGCUCGGCUGGUAACCGAACGGUUGGCAGUUCAAAUCCACCGGCCGCUCCUAGGGAAAAAGGACCUGGUGAUCUAUCUGCUGUCUUCAGGAUUACAGCCUAGAAAACCCUAUGGGGCAGUUCUACUCUGUCCUGUAGGGUCACUAUGAGUCGGAAUCGACUCGACGGCAAACAACAAAUAUUUUCAUAAUAUAAUUGUUUUGAGAAUUAAAAGAGGUAGUAUAAGUAAGCGUCUUAAAACACUUCCUGGCACGUCAUGAAUGGUACUGUCUGGUUGAUUCCGAGUCAUGGCGACUUCGUCGUUGUUAGUACUAGUGUUUAGUUUCCCGAGAAGUGCCCCUAUGGGUCCCUGUUAAUAAGUAGGAAACCGACGCUCGGGUGAACACAGUGACUAAGUCUUCCUUCUCACAGCCCUGUGUGAUAAGACAUAUGUUAACCAAAACCUCAUUUGAAGUUUGUGCAAAGAAUUUAAGUUCACCAAAAAAUAAAUUAUCCUUUGCCCUUGUUUCCUGAGGGGACAAUUCUAAGUUUUUGAAAUUUCCUGAACAGUUGAGGUGUUUUUUUUUGUUUUAAAACCUCCAGACUGUACCUGAGGGAUUGUGCAAGUGAAUGGGGGGUUGGUCGGGACAGAGAGCGCUUAGUAUUCUGACGGGAGUUGAUGGUAGCAUGGUUCAAACAAUCAGGUUAAGAGUAGCCGAAGGUAUUUUCUAUUGUAUUUCUUCCUCCUCUCUUUAAAAACCCCAUUGUAAAAACUGUCAUCAAUGACAGUGAAUUGUAAAUGUGGAGGUUGGUGUGUUGUGGAAUGCUUUUAUUGUGUAUUUUAACCACCAUUUUAAAAAAGAGCUUAAUUGUAACUGCCCCAGUUUGGGCCCUCCUGUUUUUCCUAAACAGGGGUCUUCCUUGUAUACAUACUGACUUACCUGCUGGAAUGAACCCUGUAUGUUUUCAUUUCUUCAUUUUUUUUUUUUUUUUUCAACACUUUGAAUCAGGGAUACUGUCAGAGCUCCAACUGCAGUGACCCUGACCCUCCUUGCAUCUGAGUAGGGCAGGAAGAUAGAUCUUCAUGGAUCCCUUUUGACCUCUUUUCUUACUAAGGAGGGGGUUGCUUGAAGCCCGUCAGAAAACCAAACCUGUUGCCGAUGAGUCGAUUUCGACUCCUAGUGACCCUACAAGACAGAACAGAACUGCCCUGUAGGGUUUCCAAGGAGCGGCUGGUGGACUUGAACUGCUGCUCACCUUUUGGUCAGCAGCAGAGCUCUUAACCACUAUGCCACCAGGGCUCCGGCUGGUCGGAGUAAUGAGAAUAAACUCUGGUGUGUAGGGGACAGUGAUGCAGUCGUUGUAAUUCACAGCCUCCUUUCUUUCACCAGCCCCCACGUCUCCAACAGGACGGCACGGAGGUGGAGGCAGUGACUUCUUGGCUACUGGUAGGAGAGCCCCAGUUCGGCAUUCCCAGGACUGCGUAUCUGAGGACUCUGUACAUCACCAGAAGUAGGAAGAAAAAUGAGCACGUUCACGGAAUCGGUGACAUUCAAGGACGUGGCUGUGGUCUUCACUGAGGAGGAGCUGGGGCUGCUGAACCCUGCCCAAAAGAAGCUGUACCAAGAUGUGAUGGUUGAGAACUUCAGGAACCUGAUGUCAGUGGGAGGCAAGAACCCAAGGCAGGUGGAGACUGUUCCACAAGCAGGAGCACAGGAGGACCUUUCCAGCUUGCAUAUCUGGCAACAAAUUGCAAGUGACUUAACCAGGUGGCAAGAUUCCAUGAUAAAUAAGUCUCAGUUCUACAAACAAGGUGAUUCACCCUCUUCAGUUCCAGGUGGACUAUUUAAUAUUCACACAGGAGAGACACCUCACCAGUGUAACGAAUGUACAGAAACCUUCAGUGAUGUCUCCAGCUUUGAUCUUCAUCAGCGAUUACACUCAGAAGAGAAGUCUCUCACAUGUUGUGAGUGUGGAAAAAGCUUCCGUUAUAUCUCACGUCUUCGUAAUCAUCAGAGAGCUCACAUGGGAAAGAACUGCUAUAAGCAUGAUGAGUGUGGUAAGGAAUUUAGUCAGAGCUCACAUCCGCGAAGUCCUCUGAAUGUCCACGCUAUGGCGAAACUGCACAAAUGUGAGGAAUGUGGGAAAUGCUUCAGGCAUAGAGCAGCACUUACUGUUCAUUGCAAAGGCCACAAGGGAGUGAAAUCUUAUAAAUGUAAAGAAUGUGGGAAGGCUUUUAUUUAUCUUUUGCAUUUUCAGGAACAUCAGAGAAUCCACACUGGAGAGAAAACAUUCAGAUGUGAUACAUGUGGUAAGAACUUUCGUUGUAGAGCAACAUUUAAUACUCAUUGCAUGGCCCAUAUGAGAGGGAAACCUUACAAAUGUGAAGAGUGUGGGAAAAGCUUUGCCUGUAAUGCAUAUCUUUAUAACCAUCAGAGGGUUCACAGAGGAGAAAAACCUUAUAAGUGUGAGGAAGGUGGUAAGACCUUCAUUCAUCCUUUGCAAUUUCAGGACCAUCAAAGAGUUCACAUUGCAGAAAAUCCAUAUAUAUUUAACCUGUAUGGAAUAGACUUCAUUUACAAUUCAGAUUUGCAUUCCCAUCAGGGAGUCCACAUGGGAGAAAAACCAUACAAAUGUGGUAUGUGUGGUAAGGGUUUCAGUCGGAGUUCGUAUCUUAAAGUCCAUCAUAAGGUCCACAGUGUUGAGAAACCUUUUAAGUGUGAGGAAUGUGGGCAAAGUUUCCACUGGAGUUCAAGACUUCAAGUUCAUCAGCUGAUCCAUACUGGUGUUAAACCAUACAAAUGUGAAGAAUGUGGGAAGGGUUUCAGGCAGGCUGCACAUCUUUUGACCCAUCAGAGAGUUCACAGUGGAGAAAAACCAUUCAAAUGUGAAGAGUGUGGGAAGUACUUUAGUACUAGACAAAAUCUUCACGUUCAUUGUAGAAUCCAUAAAGGAGAGAAAUCCUACAAUUGUGUGGAGUGUGGGAAGGGCUUCAGGCAGGCUGCACAUCUUUUGACCCAUCAGAGAGUCCACAGUGGAGAAAAACCAUUCAAAUGUGAAGAGUGUGCUAAGUACUUCAGUAGUAGAUCAAAUCUAAAAACUCAUCUUAGAAUCCACACAGGAGAAAAAUCGUAUAAUUGUGAGGAGUGUGGGAAGGGCUUCAGGCAUGCUGCAAAUCUUUUGACCCAUCAGAGAGUACACAGUGGAGAAAAACCAUUCAAAUGUGAAGAAUGUGGGAAGUACUUCAGUAGUAGAACAAAUCUUCAAACUCACGGUAGAAUCCACACAGGAGAGAAAUCCUAUAGUUGUGAGGAGUGUGGGAAGGGUUUCAGGCAAGCUGCACAUCUUUUGACCCAUCAGAGAGUCCACAGUGGAGAAAAACCCUUCAAAUGUGAAGAGUGUGGAAAAAGCUUCUGUCAGAAUUCACACCUUCAAGCCCAUCAAAGAGUCCAUAAUGAAGAAAAGCCAUACAAAUGUGAAGAGUGUGGGAAGGGCUUCAAAUGGAGUGAGAAUCUUAACACUCAUCGGAGGGUCCACACAGGAGCGAAACCAUAUAAGUGUGAGGAGUGUGGUAAGUACUUCAGUCACGCCUCAAGUCUUCAGCAUCAUGAGCUUGUACACACUGGCGAGAAACUGUACAAACGUGUGUGGUAAAAUCUUCAGUUAAUCUUCACAACUAUAAUCUCACUAGAGAGUUCACACUGGGGAGAAACCUUAGUAGUGUGAGAUCUGUGGUAGCAGCUUCACUUGGAGAUCAAAUCAUAUAAAUCACAAAAUCCAUGCUGGUGAUAAAUUUUUCCGUAAGUAAUAGUAGUGGUAAAAACAUCUGAGAAUCCUCACAGGAAAAAUUCCUACAAAAUACAGGUUUUUAACAAUGUAUGUGAAACCUGAAUUCUUGUAAUCCUCAGGUCUCUUUCUGCUAAGAAGAUAUGCAGAUGACAAGGAAGCAGUUGAAAAGAAGCUCAGCCUUACAGGUCAUUAGGGAAAUGUAAAUCAAAACCACAAUGAGAAAUCAGUUUAUACCCACUAGGAUGGUAUUAUAAAAAAUCACAAUGAAAAAUAAUAAGGAUUAUUGACGAUGUGGAGAAAUUGUAACCUUUAUCCAUUGUAGGUGGGAAUGUAAAAUGGUGCAGCUGCCAUGGAAUAUAGUUUUUCAGUUCCCAUCUUAAUUUCUUAGUACUGAUGUUACACAAAUUCCACAAAUUGGUGGCUUUAAAGGACAGAAAUGUAUUUUUUCACAGUUCAGACAGAAGUUAAAUUCAGAGUGUGGUUUCUAGAGGUAGGUCCUUCUUUAUCUAUUUCAGCUUCUAGUAGGAGGUAAUCCUUAGAGUUCCUGGGCUUGUAAAUCAAUCUACCUCCAUCUUCGUGAGCUAGUGCCUAUCUUCCCUGGUGUCUGGGUAUGUCUGUGUCUCUGCUUAUCUUUAUAUAACUUAGAAGUGGUUAGGUUUAGGAUCUCCCUGCAUUGGUUUGACCUCAACUGAUUGAUUAGUUACAUUACAUUAGAUGGCAUUAUGGAAGGCCAUUACGUUACAGCCACAGGAAUAGGGGUUAAGAUUGCAGCCCGUUUUAUGGGCAUACUUCAAUCCAUGAUUUAAAAUUUAAAAAAAGCCUUUGCUGUCGAAUCAAUUCUGAUCAUAUCGACCCUAUGGGACAGAGGAGAACUGUCCCAUACAGUUCCCAAGGAGUGCCUGGUGGAUUCAGACUGCUGGGCUUGUGGUUCGCAGCCAUAGCUCGUAACCUCUGCACCACCAGCGUUUUCUCAAUCCAUGAUAGUUCCUCAGAAACUUAAACAUAGUAUUACCAUAUGACCCAGUCAUUAACUCCUAGGUGUAUACCCCAUAGACUUUAAAACAGAUAAAUACUUGUAAUCGAAUGUUCAUAACCACAUGGUUCACAAUAGGUAAAAGGUGAAAACAACCCAAAUAUCCUUCAGUGGAUCAGUGUAUAAACAAAAUGUGACAUAUGCAUACAGUGUAAUAUUUAGCCAUAAAGAGAAAUGAAAUACAUGCUGACGUGGAUAAAACGUUACGCUAAGCCAAACCUAGAAAUGGUCAUAUAUGAUUACAUUUAUAUGCACUAUCCAUAAUUGGUAAA
Molecule: messenger RNA, 5323 nt
Organism: Trichechus manatus latirostris (Florida manatee)
Lineage: Eukaryota; Metazoa; Chordata; Mammalia; Sirenia; Trichechidae
Product: zinc finger protein 234-like
Exons: 4
Coding region: 1754-3883 (709 amino acids)
Biological process (GO): regulation of transcription by RNA polymerase II
Molecular function (GO): DNA-binding transcription factor activity, RNA polymerase II-specific; RNA polymerase II cis-regulatory region sequence-specific DNA binding
Source: RefSeq, a predicted model, not a curated record